Thamnophis elegans (Western terrestrial garter snake) is the source of this 1271-nucleotide messenger RNA. RefSeq names its product inhibitor of DNA binding 2 (gene ID2). Bases 193 to 603 code for a protein of 136 amino acids. Gene Ontology annotation, cellular component: cytoplasm; nucleus. Gene Ontology annotation, biological process: circadian regulation of gene expression; negative regulation of transcription by RNA polymerase II; cell differentiation. The transcript has 3 exons. Gene Ontology annotation, molecular function: transcription regulator activity; protein dimerization activity. The record is from RefSeq and is a predicted model, not a curated record. NCBI's taxonomy places the organism in Eukaryota, Metazoa, Chordata, Lepidosauria, Squamata, Natricidae.
ACUUCAUUCUGACUACUGUCGAGGGGGAAGAAGGAGAGGAGCGGGAGGCGAGGCAGGGCUGAAGGGCGACGUCGUUCUCCUGCGGUCCGGAGUUGUUGUACGGGGUGGGCUUCAAAGCAGGCAAAGAAGAGAAACCCACCCGGCUGGCUCUCUCUCUCUCUCUCUCCUCCCGAGGUCUGUUCUUUCUGCAGCAUGAAAGCCUUUAGCCCGGUGCGAUCCGUCCGGAAAGCCAGCCUUUCGGAGCACAGCCUGGGGAUAUCCCGAAGCAAAACCUCGCUGGACGACCCGUUGAGUUUGCUCUACAACAUGAACGACUGCUACUCCAAGCUGAAGGAGCUGGUGCCCAGCAUCCCGCAGAACAAGAAAGUCAGCAAGAUGGAAAUCCUGCAGCACGUCAUCGAUUACAUUCUGGACCUCCAGAUCGCGCUCGACACGCAUCCCAGCAUCGUCACCCUCCACCACCAGAGACCCGUGGUGGGACAGAACCCUUCCUCCAGGACCCCUCUGACCACCUUGAACACAGACAUCAGCAUCUUGUCGCUACAGGCAGCUGAAUUUCCCACAGAGUUAAUGUCAAAUGAGAGCAAAGCACUUUGUGGCUAAAAUGUGUUUGGUGUUUGCUGGAUUUUUGCACAAGAAGAUACAUUCCCCCCUCCCAAACAGCAACUCUUGUUUCCCCCCCAGCUAUAUCUGGAUUGGGGAGGGGGAUCCAUAUUCAGUUAAAUGAACCUUUUAAAGAAAAAUUAAUGGAUAUCAUCUUCCACCACCGUUCUUCAUCUUGGACUUAAUCUUAAUUAUUUAUGAAAAGAGACUUUUAAAAUGCCCUUUCCCUAGCUGGAAAGGCUUCAUUUAUAUGCUAUAUUCCCACAGUAGGGAGCCAAAUGAAACUCUUUUUUUGUUAAAAAAAAAGCCCUCUUUUAAGGAAUUUUCCCUUUUAAAGCAGACUUUGCCUUUUUUUUCCUCGAAAAGGUGGAGCGUGAGUAUUAGAAGAUUUGGGUGUUCAGUUUUCUGUGAAGUCUUGGGUCAAAAAUUAGCUUUUUUUGACAUUGCGUCUAGGACUGAAUGCUGUGUACAUAUUUAUAUAUAAAUAUGGGAAUGAAACUUUGAACUCUUUAAUUGAGAGUUUUCUUGUAUAGUAGCAGAAAUGUAUAUUUCUGCCCAAAAAAAAAAUAAUGUUAUGAUGUACCUAAUCAUGCUGAACUUUUUAUAAAAGUUUAGUUGUAAACUUAACCUUUUUAUACAGAAUCAAAAUAAAUUGUGUGUUCAUUGAA